This is a messenger RNA of Lactuca saligna, 1038 nucleotides long. NCBI's taxonomy places the organism in Eukaryota, Viridiplantae, Streptophyta, Magnoliopsida, Asterales, Asteraceae. The record is from the annotation of a GenBank genome assembly.
AUGGUGUUUCAUGUUUAUGUUUAUGCGUUUGGUGACAACGUUGACCAGAUUCUAUGGUCAAGAUGUCAACUUUUUACUCUCGCAGAGAUUCAAUCGGCAACCAACAACUUCGACGACACUUUAGUGAUUGGUCGUGGAGGAUUCGGCAAGGUGUAUAAAUCUUCCACCAAUAACUUGUCAGAAGGUGAAAUUGCAAUUAAACGACUGGAUCCCACGUCCACCCAAGGAGCCCAUGAAUUCGAAGCGGAAGUUGAAGUCCUUUCGAAGCUCAGACAUCGUAGUCUCGUAUCCCUAAUUGGUCACUGCAAUGAAGAAAAAGAGAUGGUCCUCGUUUACGAGUUGAUGCCGAAUGGGACACUUGCAGAUCAUCUUCGCAAACCUGAUUUUUCCUUAUCCUGGUUACAACUACUCAAGAUAUGCAUAGGAGCAGCUAAGGGUUUAGAGUACCUUCACUAUGUUACAUCAACCGGAGUCAUACACAGGGAUGUGAAGUCAUCCAAUAUUUUGUUGGAUGCAGACUUUAAAGCUAAAAUUUCUGACUUCGGAUUGGCUAAAACUUGCCCAAGAGACCUAACUCAUGUCAGCACCGCUGUGAAAGGGACAUUUGGGUAUCUGGAUCCGGGCUAUUUCUAUACCGGAAAAUUGACAAGAAAAUCUGAUGUUUACGCGUUUGGGGUUGUACUGCUUGAAGUGUUGUCAGGGAGAAAGGCCGUAGACACAACCCUUGAUGAAGAGCAAUGGGGUUUAGCAGGUUGGGCUCAACAACAAAUCAAACAGGGAAAACUCGAUUGUAUUGUUGAUCCGAGACUGAUGGGGCAAAUCUCCAAUAAAUGCUUGAAGAAGUUUGCAAGCUUAGCAGGCCACUGUGUUGACAUCCAACCAGAAAAGCGCCCUACGAUGAGGGAGGUUGUCAAGAAGCUCAUUUCUAUUCUUUUACAAGAAAGCAAAAGCGCCAAUUCUGUUAUUAAUGAAGAGGGAUUCAUUUCCAUGCUAAGAUCUAUUUUCAGAGGCAAAUUCAAAUUUGAAUUGGAAGAAUAA